Rhizopus microsporus ATCC 52813 is the source of this 414-nucleotide messenger RNA. RefSeq lists its product as uncharacterized. The record is from RefSeq and is a predicted model, not a curated record. The transcript has a single exon. The coding region runs from base 1 to 414 and encodes 137 amino acids. Lineage: Eukaryota; Fungi; Mucoromycota; Mucoromycetes; Mucorales; Rhizopodaceae.
AUGGACUCACAAUUCCCUGAACAAGAAGAUUUGAAUAAUACCGUAGACUCUUACUCUGUUACCAUCAAUGGCUUUAUCUUUUGCACGCGUCAUGGUUUGGAGGUCUGUGAUAAAUGUCCUACAGACAAUCGUCCGGCGAAUAACAUGAUAGUUGAAGACAUGCUACAUGAAAAGAUGACUGAAGAAGAAUACACUAAUAAAUGGAAAGGUGAUGAUCGAGAGCCUCUCUCCGUGGCUCACAAGUGGACCAGGGUUGAGAAAGGUAAACCUGGCUGCAUGGAACACAAGAAGGUGGCGUGUGAGGAAUGCUUCAACUGGGGUGAAAAACUCUAUCGCAGUGUUCACGGUGGCCGUAAGCCAAGAGUGUCUCGUCUUCAACGCAAAAAUCGUGAAAACGCUGAGCGCUUGACAUAG